CAUUUCUUUAUGUGAGCGGACGUACUGGGUGCAGUUAAAAAAAGUUUCGUAAUGCUGAUAUAAACAGUGUAAAACGAGCAAUCAGUAUGGGAGGCUGUUGUUCGGCCCAGGUGGCCUGUUUUUGUGGCCCGUCCCCGUGUACUCUGUGCUGUCAAUGCUGUCCUCCAAUCAAUGAGUCAACCAGUACUCGGAUCAUGUACACCAUCCUGCUCAUCAUUGGCUUUGGUAUAGCUUGUCUCAUGCUCACACCACAGUUCCAACACGUACUCAUUGAAACUAUACCCGAGUUCAAUGUGACCUGUGUUCAGCUGAAUGCAGGGGAGAACUGUGACAAGCUGACUGGAUACAAAGCUGUGUACAGACUUUGUGCCGGGAUGGUAGCGUUCCACUUUGUCUUACUCCUCAUAGUGGUUUUACCCUGUAUAUCCACCAGUAACAGCUGGAGAGCAGAAAUACAUAAUGGGUACUGGUUGUUCAAGUUUGUGGGGAUAUGUGCUUUGUGUGGUGGAGCUUUCCACUUACCAAUCAACUUUGGGCUAGUGUGGAUGUAUGUAGGGAUGGUUGGUGGGUUUUGCUUCCUCAUAUUGCAGCUUAUUUUAUUGGUGGACUUUGCCCAUUCCUGGAAUGCCAGCUGGACUGGCAGCAGGCAUGGGCGGAAAAAUAAUUUAGGAUUUGCAGGGACCAUUCUAUGUUCAGUGUUUUUCUUCAUGGCCUCCAUCGUUGGCUCGGUGUUAUUGUUUGUAUUUUACACCCGCCAUGAUGGCUGCGAAACCAACAAAGUGUUUAUAGGAGUAAAUGCUGGGCUAUGUGUUGUCAUGACCUUCCUCACCUUAAUGCCCUGCACACAAACUACUAACCCCAAUGCCAGUUUCCUGCAGGCUUCUCUCAUCAGCUUAUAUGUUGUCUACCUCACCUGGUCCUCUCUAUCCAGUGAACCACCUGAGGAAAUGACAGCUUUCAAUAACAUACAGGCUAGCGCUUCAGCACAAACAGCUGGUACCAAGAAGCCUAUGUCCAUCUCUGGACCGGGCCAGUCAUUCACCACGUUAAACAUGACAGGUCACAUGUGUCGCCCGGCGCCUUCCUUCGCCCACGGUGACCUCAUCUCAGCCUAUGCUGGACUACUAAUAAUGUUCAUUAUGGCCAUAUAUGCCAGUCUCCGGACAUCCCAUGAAGCUCACAAGUUAGGCAUUCCCAGACGUAGACAAGUGAUAAACACCUGCUGUUGUUGUUGCACUAUAACCAAACGUGACAAUCCAUCAGAGUUAGGGGGCCAGAGAGUGAUCCUUAAUGAGGUGGAGGGAGUGGUCUACAACUAUGCCUUCUUCCAUGUGGUCUAUUUACUGGCAAUAUUAUAUGUCAUGAUGCAGCUGACCAACUGGUACAGGCCUGAGGAUUCUGACAUUAACCAUUUUGGCCUGAACUGGUCAGCUGUUUGGGUGAAGAUAGCCUCCAGCUGGGCAUGUAUACUCAUCUACACAUGGACACUAUUUGUGCCGCGGUGUUGCCCCGGGAGAGACCUGCGCUUCUUGCACUCACCCCCUCAGUCUGAAGUGGAAGCGGCCGUGGAUGCAAGGGACCCUCUGGAAGCAGAAGAGCUACAGACCAGACAGCCUGGGGUGCCAUCUCCAAGCCAAGAAACAAACGUGUGA
Messenger RNA from Liolophura sinensis, 1652 nucleotides. RefSeq names its product serine incorporator 5-like. Bases 87 to 1652 code for a protein of 521 amino acids. The transcript has 13 exons. Gene Ontology annotation, cellular component: membrane. The record is from RefSeq and is a predicted model, not a curated record. NCBI's taxonomy places the organism in Eukaryota, Metazoa, Mollusca, Polyplacophora, Chitonida, Chitonidae.